This is a messenger RNA of Lodderomyces orthopsilosis Co 90-125, 1155 nucleotides long. RefSeq lists its product as uncharacterized. Gene Ontology annotation, cellular component: transcription factor TFIID complex. Bases 1 to 1155 code for a protein of 384 amino acids. Gene Ontology annotation, biological process: transcription initiation at RNA polymerase II promoter. Lineage: Eukaryota; Fungi; Ascomycota; Pichiomycetes; Serinales; Debaryomycetaceae. The transcript has a single exon. The record is from RefSeq and is a predicted model, not a curated record. Gene Ontology annotation, molecular function: protein heterodimerization activity.
AUGACUUCAGAUUUAAGACCGUGGGAUCAGUCGCCAGUCGAUGUCCAAUUGGCAAAGAUAAUUGCUAUACUACUAAAGUCACAAGGAUACCACUUUACAGAAGAAUUUUUGAGCCAGAUGUAUGAUUUAGCCACUGGGUACAUGAACCAUAUUCUAAGUGACUUGUUAGAAUAUACACAGAUACAAAGGCGACGAAAGCCAGCUCUUUCAGAUGUCAAAAUUGUACUAGAAGAGAACGAGAUCCCUGCAAAUGAUUUGGCAGAGCAGAUACAUUUCAGUAGGGGCUUUCCUGACAAGCACAGAAAACAGAUUCAAGCGGUUAUCUCGAAUAACACAGAAGAACCCACAGAUGAUGAAAUUUCAACUAAUGAACAAUAUGCAAUAACUGAGGUCGUACCUAACAUGAGGACAAGACCAAAUUAUGUUCCUGCUUACUUGCCUGAUCUACCUCCUGACUACACGUACCAAUCAACACCUUCGUAUUCCCAACCAUUAACUGACCUCAAGCAGCUUCGAAUGAAGUUGGUCAAAGAAUCAAGACUCACGGAAGAAUCAUUGUACAAGUUAAUAGAGAGCGAUGCUAGUGAGUUGAAGUUGAAAGAACAAUUUGAGAAUGAAUUGAGGAAGUUGAUGGAGAAGGAGAGUGCGGUUGAGAAUGGUGGAGAGGAGCCAAAAAUUGAAGAAAUAAAGACCGAGGAAGUAAAAACAGAGGAACCUUUUGAUUCUGUAGAGGAAACUAUUCAUCUGACUACGACUUUUAAUGAGCCAGCCAACAAGUUUGACUUCACCAAAUAUGCCCAACAGAGGAAAGAUUUACGUCUUCGAAAACAGGCAAAACUCAAGGAACAACAGCAAAAGAGAGAGGCAGAUAUCUUCAUGAAGGCUGAACUCUACUAUAGCCCUUAUGCAACAAUGAAUCCAACACCAGAAACGGACAAGUACUUCAAAGAUAUUCUAAAUGAUGAGUUCAAAGAGGUGAUUGUAUCCAUACGAUCAUCAGAGAAAAAGAGACAGAAAGAAUUGAAAGCACAGAAGGAAUUGAAAGAGAGACAAGAGAGAGAGUUUAGGGAGCAGAAUGAGAUACAGUUCAAUUUCCAACAAAGGGAUGCUUCUGAUAGUAGCGACCUAGAUAGUGAUGCAAUGGAGGAUUUUUGA